AUGCUCGCCUAUCGAGUGCACAGGAUCCAGACAGGGGUGUACAUCUACCCCUGGGUCAACGGCGAGGAGGCGACGCUGUCCGUUCCAGGGGAUCGUCAGGUGACUCUGCACUGCGCCGGAGACUCGGUCUCUGACCCCUUCCCGUUCGAUGAAGCCGUCUUUGCACCUUUCCACAAUACAAUGUACUCCUGCUGCGUUGCCGAUGGCCUGAGACUGCAGUUCGGCUCUGCGGUGCAGCGGCGUGCACCGAGCUUCCGAGAUGUGCCGCGCCGCACCACCAUAGUUCAUGGAGAUCCUGUGUCAUACGUGGGCGAGACGUUCUAUAACGUGCUGCUCCUCGCUGCCAAGGAGGUGGAGCGCAUCGCUGGCGCCCGUCACUCGCAGAGUGCGUAUGAGUGCGCGUUCAACGUGUUUCGCGUGUGCCCGUGGGGAGAGGAGGAGCUGCUGGAGGCGGCGGGGCGGGCACAUUGUCGCGGCUCAGCGUCGUCCUCGGGGACGGCUGUCGAGCAGGGGAUAUCGCUGUGGAACAAGCGCACAUCUAUGCCGCUUCGCACAUCGGCGCAGCGCCAGCUCUUCAAGAGCACGCUGAAGCAGCUGUGCCGCGGCCCCCGCAGCGAGGGGCGGGACGACGCGGCUGCGUGUGUGCAGCAGGUACGGCUAGCUGUGUACGCGCCGGCGGGCGACUCGACGGCGGACGAUCGUGUUUUGUGCGCUGAGCACCUUUUUUCGCUGGCGCCGUCGGUUUGCGACGUGGGCGCCAGUUUUGGUACGACCAUGGAGGCACUAUGCGAGAUGCUAGUGUGCCGGCGCCAGGGCAACGUACUAGGCAACCCACUGCUGCCUGUACUGCUGCCUGGCGUGUCUGUCGACUGCCUGACGAUCCUCACGUGCAUCUCUGCACGGGGCGAGCACUCGAGCCGCCCGUGCAUUGACGCGUGUUGCUUCGGGUGCAGCAGCGAGCGACAGCGGCGCCCCACCGCGGCUUCGUCGCUGGCUGUGCCCCCUGCUGCUGCCUCGAAGAACGGGACUGCCAAGGGUACGCCCGCUCAGGACUUGGCGCCGCUGCUGCGUCAGCCAGUUUCCUGCUCCGCCCUCUUCCAGCGCAUGACGGGUGAGCUGCUGAUGCCCGUGGCGCCUAGCAUCAGAAACGCAUCGUGGCAGACAUCACAACCGCAGAAGCUGAGCGCGGCUACGCCGCCCACACCGUUCUCCGACCCCCCACGUGCGUCGAACAGUGAUCCUUUCGCACAGCUGGACGAGUCCGUAGAUCGACUCCUCUGGCUGCGGCGUCUGAGGGAGUCCCCGGCGGGUAAGCCGAGCCUCCUGAGGGACGGUACAACUUCCACGUCGCCGCCAGCAGAGACGAGGCACACGGUGUCAGCGCUGCCUGCGACAUUGGGCACGUCAGCACUCAGCAUGGCAGUAGAGCCGCUAGCCGCUACACCACCAGGGAGAGCACGAAACGAGAGCUGUGAAAGCAGUCGGGGCGGAGAGAUCGGCAAGCUCGACCUUCUCAAGGAAGCAAGCGCCCUUAUCGAUGACGCCAACAUGGUCGCGAGUGGACGGGCUGCUAGAGCGUGUCGACGAGAGGAGUCGGCGUCUGCCAGGGCCCUUGAGAUGGAGGCGAGGGUGCGAAAACGGUGCCCGGACUGCGACGCCAAAGAUGCUGUGCUCUCCCUGCACCGCGAGGAGCUGCAGACGCCAUGCGCGGAGCUGGUGCACAGGGAGGGGAAACGGCAUCUACGGGUGGACAAAGGACAGUACCACACCGCUGAGCUGCGGCGCACGGCGCGGCUCUUCCAGAGCCUGGAACAUCCUGUGGAAAGCUUGCGCCAGCGGGAGCAGGAACUAUCAACGUAUCUCAAGAUGCUCGACUCGUACGCUGCCUAUGUGAAUGCGACGUGCCGGCUGUACACGGACCAGGUGAAUGCGAAGAUGCUGCGGAUGGACGGCGUGAAGCGCUACUUGACGCGGCGUAUCAGCAUCGCUGCGUGGGUGGAGCGGGCGGGAAUCCUGCACCAGCGGUGUGAGCUCUACGACCGCCGAGUCGAUGCACUACAGCGUCAGGAGGCUGUUCUCAGCCGUCAGAUGCACUCGAUGGAGCUGGAAGCUACUGCUCUGCGAACAGAGGUUCAGCGGUUGGAGGAACUGCGCGACACGACAGAGCGCGAUAUAGCCGAGGACAAGCGAGCUGCAGCUGCGCGCCAAGGGAAAGCCCUCGAGGAGUGCGAGGAGAGUCUUGCGAGUGUGCGGCGAGUGCAAGGUGAACGCGAUGCUGUCGCGCGCGAGGUGGCAAAUCUGGCGGCGCGGCGCGCGGAGGCUGCGGAAGAAGUUGCCCGCAGGGAGGCGGAGCUUGCGGGGCUGCAAGCUACGCUGGACGCAGCCCGUGAGGCUGGUGCUGCGGAGGCCACUGCGUCCUCCAGCGUGCAUGGUACUGAGAAUGCUGCCAGCAAGCAACUCUCUGGUAACGACGGUGCACUGAGUGACAGCAGCCUGGCCUCUGCGAAAGGGGUUAUUGAGGAAGAGCAGCGCAAGGUGAUUGAAGAACUUGCCGUGGCAACGGAGGAGCUGGCGGAGGUGGAGGAUGUCAUGAUUGAGGAGGCGGACAGAGCUGUGCUAGUGCUGCACCGCUGUGAUGGUGAGAUGACGCUGCGGUUUGAUCAUCUGAUGGAUCGGUUCUCCAGUUUCAUAGAUGUGGAGAGCCGACUAGCAGGGCGCUCGGCGUCCAUGUUCUCAGAAAGCUCGUCGCAGCGCCACACCAGAAUGUCACACAGUGAGAGGAAAUGA
Molecule: messenger RNA, 2787 nt
Organism: Leishmania major strain Friedlin
Lineage: Eukaryota; Euglenozoa; Kinetoplastea; Trypanosomatida; Trypanosomatidae
Exons: 1
Coding region: 1-2787 (928 amino acids)
Source: RefSeq, a predicted model, not a curated record